AUUCGUUUCGAGUUGGAUUUAAGCUCUCAGCAAGGAAAGCGAGCUGCUCGAGCCCACGUCACUUCGCAGAGCACUUGGAUUGUCGUGCUGUGCUGUGCUGUGCUAGCAGGCAGGGCUCAAUGCCGCAUGUGUGCACACACAACUCGGUCUGACUCUCGGCUACCCCAAUGGGCUGCAGCGCCUAACCCGGGAUCGAGGCGCUCUUUUUAGUACGGAAGGCGCCCGUCUUCACAACUCUCACGAAACAGGAUGGACACCGGCUAUUGGAGAGGUUGAAUUUUUUCCGAACUAGAUAGAUAAGGAAGGCCUUAUCACGUUGACAGAAUCCCCAUUUUUACCCUCCUCCUUCGAGAUCGCCUGGCAACCUGGAAGUGUUCUGGGGAGAGAAACGCUUUGGAGGCAGCGUUGAGGAGCUCUAUGGGUAUCCAGUGUGGAGGACGCAUUCCUGCUACAAACAUAAGACGAAAUAAAAAAAGGAAAGCCUCGCGUUCACAGACCUGGAUUUGCGCCGCUCUUCGGCUCGACUCGUUGCACAAGCGGAAAUCUCAGCUCAAGGAAGACCCAGAAUGGCGGACACCGAGGAAGGCUUCGGACUUCCCAACACCCCUAGUGACUCCGAGUCCAAGGAGCUCCAGGGAGACAGCAAAGCGGAGAGCCAGCUCGGGGCUGCCAGCAAGUCCCCGUCGCCACAGACGACGUACACGCAGCAGGUCAGCCGCAUUCUGGGGUGUUCGUUUGUACCUGCAGUGCCACUUGGCAUGGAGGGGAUUAAAGUGUACCUGCACGAACGGGAGCUGUGGACGAAGUUCCAUGAAGUUGGCACGGAGAUGAUUAUAACGAAAGCAGGAAGGCGCAUGUUUCCAAGUUAUAAAGUGAAGGUAACGGGCUUAAACCCCAAAACGAAGUACAUUCUCUUGAUGGACAUCGUGCCAGCGGACGACCACCGCUACAAAUUCGCUGACAACAAAUGGUCCGUGACAGGGAAGGCUGAGCCCGCCAUGCCGGGCAGACUUUACGUUCAUCCCGAUUCGCCGGCGACAGGGGCCCACUGGAUGAGGCAGCUGGUGUCCUUCCAGAAACUCAAGCUAACCAACAACCACCUGGACCCCUUUGGACAUAUAAUACUAAACUCCAUGCAUAAGUACCAACCAAGGCUGCAUAUCGUCAAGGCGGACGAAAAUAACGGAUUCGGCUCCAAAAACACCGCUUUUUGCACUCACGUCUUCCCAGAAACGGCCUUCAUUGCAGUGACAUCCUACCAGAACCACAAGAUCACUCAGCUGAAAAUCGAAAACAACCCGUUUGCAAAAGGCUUCCGAGGCAGCGAUGACAUGGAACUCCACAGGAUGUCCAGAAUGCAAAGUAAGGAGUAUCCAGUGGUCCCCCGCACCACAGUCAGACAGCGUGUCACCUCCAACCAGAGUCCCUUCAGCACUGAAAUGAGGGGUCUUCCUGCUCCGGGCAACCUAGGCUCGCAGUACCAGUGUGAAAAUGGAGUUUCCAGUACCUCCCAGGACCUUCUGCCUCAAGCCAACCCAUACCCUCUGGCUCACGAUCAUAACCAGAUCUACCACUGCGCCAAACGGAAAGUUGAAGAGGAAUGCCACACGUCAGAUCACUCCUACAAGAAGUCGUAUAUCGAGAGUUCUUCGGGGGACGACGACCCCUACUACCGGCCCACUGGCUACUCGCAAACAACAGGACUGAGCUCCGCCUCUUACAGGACUGAGUCCGCGCAGCGCCAGGCCUGCAUGUACGCCAGCUCUUCCCAAGCAGUGGAGUCCGUUCCCAGCCUGGAGGACAUCGGCUGCAACAGCUGGGCAGCCGUGCCGCCCUACACCAGCUGCCCAGUGACUGCUAUGCAGCCAAUGGAGAGGCUGCCUUACCAGCAUUUUUCUGCUCACUUCACCUCAGGUCCCCUCAUGCCAAGGCUCAGUGGCGUGGCCAACCAUGCCUCACCCCAAAUAGCCGACAUGUACCAGAGCUCCGUUCCCCAUCAGUCCAUUGGCAGACAGUGCGGCCCACAAACUGGCAUGCAGUCCCCCAGCAGUGGGCUCCAAGGAAACGAGUACCUCUAUUCCCACGGCAUGCCUCGCAACCUGUCCCCUCAUCAAUACCACUCGGUUCACGGCAUUGGCAUUGUGCCGGAAUGGGGAGAAAACAGCUAAUAGGAGCACGGGCGUAGCCGUGCUGGGACAGCCCUGGGUGUGGACAUUUUGACAAGACUGAAACUGAGCGUCGUGACGUGAGCAAGAAACUGUUUAUCCGUGGGAAGCAGAAGAUGGCGGCCACUCUGCUCCAUUAAUCCUGCAGUGUGUUCAUGGAAGUUGGGGGGACUGGAGUCACAAACAAGGAGACAGAACAGAAAAAAGCCCAAAAGGGGGGCCCACCCCGUAAAGACAAAUGAAAAUGAUGAGCCAAGAAGAGAAGUGACAACUACAGGCGUGUUUUUUGCUUUUGUUUGAAACGGACACAAACCACGUGAGGGAGAACGAAGACGGAGUGUUCAUCGUCAACAACGGGCGUUUGGGACUCGGUGGCUUCUUGUUUUAUUUUGCUGGGUUGCUCUUUUUGUCUUUUUCUUUAAACUCUCGUGUUCUCUCCCUGAACAGAUCAGUUCACUCGGCUUCAGAGCUCAUUUUGUGAAUGGCGGGGCGGAUACCCGCGACACUCGCUUGUAUCCGUGGGCGCACAUGCAGUCCAUGGCAUCCACAGAAAGCACACGGCAGCGACCAGGCGUCAGGCCGGUUCUUUACGUUCUCAUCCAACCCACAAAGAACAAAAGGCAGACGGGGAAGAACCUGGACACGUGGCACGGACUGGCACCCUGCAAAGGGUUGGCAUCCAUCUUGUGCCAGACAGGGCUCAUGUAAGACCUUGAUCUUGGAAUGGAGUACGCAUGGGGGGCAACUACUGGAGGAAUGGACUCCUAUGUGUUUUGUAUCCCUCAUGUCCUCUGAAUCAAUGGAGGUCAGCUGACAGGUUUAUUCCUCCCAUUGCCAACUCAGUGACUUUAAAAAAUGGGCCAAAUAAAUGAAUAGCAGGCGGGCUAACUCUUCCUUUUCUUAAGUGUUAUGUUCCUGAAUGAAAAGGCUGCCAUCGUUCUGGUUGUCCUUCAGUACUCUCCGUGUCCUUAAAACAACGCUGGUUCAAGAGGAGCAGGUGACAGGGCGCUGUUCUGUAUUCUUCGCCUCCAAUUCCCGUUCUUAUUUCAACAACUAAAUGUAGUCAUUUACUCUUUUGGUCGAUUACAAGUUCAGGGAACAAAUGGCGUAGUCGGUAGGCUUUGCGCUGUGAACGGGUGGAGUGUAAUGGCGGUGCUGUGCAGAAUGGUGGGUGCUCAGCUGACGUCACCAGGAGGUAAUCAACUGGUGUGCGUCAUACCGGCAGUGCCAGUUCUUCUAAAGGUUUCACUUUAGACAAACAGAUUCUGAGAGCCUUUGUAAUAACACAAGUCGCUGGUUGGAGGCUGACCAUCAGAGCUUACCACAGUGCAAAAUGUGCGACCCGCUAUGGUCUGUGGUGUGAAAAAACAAAAAGGUGGACGGGCUUAGCGUAUUAGUUAGACGUGCUGACCACUGCAUGUAAAAGGGGAGGACUCUUACAUAUUAACAGACAAAGCAACGGUUUCACACAGAAAUGAACAUAAAACAUCGUAGCUGCGUGCUGUGGCUGCUGACACCGCAUGUUCGCCAUCUCUGAUGCAGGGGUGGCUCGACAGCCAAUAGGAAUGUGCAGUGGGCCGGGUGGCGGUUGAUGACAGUGGCAAUGCGCCACAAUCUAGUUUGUACCUCUUGUCAUCUUAAGUGGUGGUCCUCCCAGGCGAACAUUGCUGUAGGUGCAUCAGCUACACAAACGUGUUCAGAACCACGAUCAGCCGAAGCCGGUACCUCACUUCCGUUUUUCCAUCUCCAGAUCACUUGCAUUAAAAUUGUAGUCCGAUUCAGCGAUAAUACACAAAGCGUUGUCCACAGGCUAUUCUGUUCUGUGCCUUCUCUACAUUCUCUCGCCAGACGUCGAUGCCAUUUUAGAGGCUGUUUGCUCUUCGCUACUCAUGCACGCUCAAGGAAUCGAGGGCAAAUCAGCAAAGCUAGCUUUCCUUCUAGGAAAGAGAGUCAAAGGAAAAUGUAACGGCGAGUUUUGUGGCCAUUUACGAGCGGAUUACUGUUCUCUACCCCUGAAUUUCGACAAAAGUCGACAUCUGCCCUGAAAGAGUUAAAGGCUAAGCCACCUGACUGGAUGGCAUCACGUACUAAAGGAUAAGUUGAUGUUACUUUGUCACAGGCAGGGUAUGUAUAUAUGUGUUUGCCAUGUGAAAUGGUGUCCUAAAGUUAAGCGUUUACGACAAAUUGUAAUAAAUAUCUUGCCUGCACUGGCGCUUUACAAUGGCGGCAAUGGGGCAUGGAAAUCCAAAGCAUAAAAGCUUACGGAUUGCGCCUAUUUUUUAAGCCGAGACAGUUGCAGAGUACUGAUCUGCAACUUAAUAGAUUGUACCCGUCAUUUCUGAACAAACAAACUCCACUAUUAUGGGAUUCGGCCAUUUGAAAUGAAGACCGGCCGUGCGGGUUACCUCAGCGCUUGUCUUCUCUCUCAAUAACCUUUCAAUGGUAGACGUGGUUUUCCCACAAAACACCAACUCAAUGUUUUCCAUUUACUUCCAUGUUUAUUUAAGAAUUCGUGCAAGCGAACAGAAAACAUAUUUCUAUCUCGGGGAAAAUAAAACCAGGAAUAUGCGAUCAAAAGAUGAUUUCCAGAUCUCCUUUGUUGUGACAAAUGUGUUGGAAACACGGAAGGCAUGCUUUCAUACAUCAAAACUCAAAGAGAAGUUAUCUGGGAAGUUCUUCUUCUUUUAUUUUCUGGUGAGGCUCCAUGCCCCACUGUAAAGUCCAAGCUUAACGCUUCAAUUUGCGUCAAAACUGCAUACAAUACCACGAUUGUGAAGAAAUGACUUUGACUUGAAAACGUGUCCUUGAACGUGUGAUGUUACCCAGUCUGAUGUGCCCGUGACAGGCGUCACUUCUAUCCCAGGAGUAUGUGAUGACUGUGGCUCACGAUGACCCCAAGCGUAUCUAACCGUAGUAGAAGAGCACAUCCUCUGACUCCUCAUGAAAUCCAUCUGGAAAACGUGGAUUCCAACAUUAAACAGGAUCCUUCCGGUUAGCUGCACUCCCUGGUGUCCCAAUCUGUCCUCCACUGAACCGUAAUAAAGUCUGAUUCACAGAAAUCAUACAAACUUUCAGGUUUCUUCACGUGGCUGCCCACAGUCAAGAGGACGCCUGACAUAACUCCUGAACGGCGUGAGGAGGUCGCCCGAUAUGGACAUCGGCACAGGCCACUAUUCUCAGUUUAAAACAUGGGUUACGGAUCAGCGACACGCAGGAUGCUGCUCACCUUCCCAUUAAUGUGACAAAGAGGUGCGUGACUGCUGCCCCCUAGGGGCUAACAAGGACACAAACCCCACUGGGCUCUUCUUCAGAUUGUUUCGAGUUUAUCCAUUCCCCAUUUUCUAAGAGAGAUUCAAAAUCUCAUCUGUUCACAUGUAGGUUUUUAGUUUUCAAUUUUGACAAUAUUUUGGUUCCCUUCACUUAGUAAUAUACUCAUAAAAAUGCUUUAGUCUGUGGCAAAUGCGGUAUAUGUGUUAUGCGUAUCCUCACCCACACGUGUGUUGUGCACGUGAAGCUUCUCCAUCCAAAUUAUGACUACAAGUAAGGACGGGCCCCACUCCAUGAGAUUUUAGCCAGAGCGGUUGUUGAAAUCAGCACAAAAUCGUAAGAAAGUCCGACUUCAAAUAUUACAACAGUUUUGACGAGAACGGGGCAUUCAGGCCAACAAAUCUUGCCAAUCCCAUCCACUGAAUUGCUGCAAAAUAACAUCGGGUCAAGUUCUGAAAGUCUCAUGACUUGGUAAAGUAAAGUCGCUGCUGGCAAAGUAUGAUGUACAUGCCAACACGAUCCAAGGGGCUCAGGGCUCCCGACAUGUCAAAAAAAAAAAAAUCCACGUACUGUCAGGUGUGAGAGGUCAUAUGGGUCGAUUCUGCGUUUCAGUUGGCAUCGAGCAAGCGGGCAGUGACUGCUUGCUUAUGUUCUGGCAAGGUGGCGCUAUGAAACAUUUAGGGCUCAAAUUGUGACAAGAUAACCAAUUGCUACGUGAUAUUUCGAGGGCCUUCAAAGCAGAAUUGUGGACAAGCGCCGCUACAAAUACCUGGUGGAGUCACAAGAUUAAACUUUAAAUCUGUUUACGAUACAGGUGCUCUGCUGAAGCAGAAUAAGUUUUAUUUCGGGACCAGAAGAUGAAACAAGGACAAGAACUGAGUACGCACUGGGGUCACAAGAGACAAACCGAUCUUUCGCCCAGGCCGGAAACGUGAGACAAGAAUGAAGAACACAAACCAGAAAGUAAGUCAGAAAACUGAGAAGGAAAAUACAGAGAAGCCCACGUGAAGUCUUUUAGCAAAACGCGGAUAUCUAAAUGGCGCAUAGAUGACCUUUCUUUAGGGUCGCACCAAUGACAUCAUGCGCACACACUCCUGGUGCCAGAAAAUGGCAACACCCAUCAAUUUUCAAAAUGGACCCUUAAAAAAAGGACCACUUAGUCAGGAACCAAAUAAAUGUUUUGUUCAAAUUCCUCGACCUCAGAAACCACAGAAUGGCCACCAAGGAGUUAUAAUAAUAGGCUACUCAAGCAACAUUGGCUACGGUUAGCUGAACGUAAAAAUGGAGACGCAGCGACAGAUGACAUCAUUUUUUGCUGCGUCAAACUGCACCCCCCAGUGGUGGCGUCAUUCAGUCUUUUGUAAGGUUGCUCAGAUGGUCUCCGCCAUUUUGUAAGCCCCUGAAAUCACGCGCUGUAUGGCCUGCCAGCCAAGCGGCCAUCAGUACAAGUGAGUCGCUGAGCGUCAGAAGACAUAACACGCGGGAAAAUUGCACAGAAGGACGGGACCUCAAAGCAAUGCACUCAAGACAAUGAGAGAGUGGCUUACCAGACCCUCACUUACACACAGCACUCUUUUCGGGGGCACCAUUCAUGUUUCAUCCCCACAGGAAACAAAAUGGCAUUCGCUCCCUGGACUUUUGGGGACAAACGAGUCACUCCAGAGCUGACCUGCCAGGCCCACCACAAGUCGACUGUGAAGUUCUGUCCAGAAUGAGCCGACUCAGCCGAACUCGACGUUUCACGCUUCGCUUUUUUAAGAGAGCGGCAAACAGCCACGCUGUACCCAAAACCCGCCGAAAUGGCAUUUGGGAAAAUGUGAUCUCGGGCUCGUCAAUACUGCCUUAUGUAUCCUUCUUUGGAGAACCUUUUAAGAAUUUGUAAUUUUUUUUGUUUUCCUUGCCAAGCAUUAUUCAGAAAGAUAAUUAUUAUAAAAUAUUAUUAUUAUUAAUAAGAAAGUGACUACAAGAGUAAGUUAUGUAUCGAGCAAUAACAUUGAAAACAUGGAUGCAUCCGUGGUUUGUGUUAAUUAUUAGUCUUGUUCCUGUUCAUAGUAUUUAUUGAUGCGCAUUAUACUUUGGUUCUAGGUUGUGUUUUUGUUUUUUUAAAAGAUAUAUUGCUAGAAAUUCUUUUUUAAAAAAAAAAAGAGAAUUUAAAACAAUGCUUUAUGAUAGUCUGGGUAAAGUUCAAUUGUUGUAUAAAGAGGCACAUUACUUUGUCCUUGAUGGUGUACAUAAACACAAAUGUAUAUACAGACGUACAAUAAAUUUAAAGAACUUUUAAA
This is a messenger RNA of Polypterus senegalus (gray bichir), 7714 nucleotides long. RefSeq names its product T-box transcription factor TBX5-like. The record is from RefSeq and is a predicted model, not a curated record. NCBI's taxonomy places the organism in Eukaryota, Metazoa, Chordata, Cladistia, Polypteriformes, Polypteridae. Gene Ontology annotation, biological process: cell fate specification; positive regulation of DNA-templated transcription; pattern specification process. Gene Ontology annotation, cellular component: nucleus. The coding region runs from base 567 to 2168 and encodes 533 amino acids. The transcript has 9 exons. Gene Ontology annotation, molecular function: RNA polymerase II cis-regulatory region sequence-specific DNA binding; DNA-binding transcription factor activity, RNA polymerase II-specific.